GAUGUGGACAUUUGCUCAUUUUCAUCAUAAUUCAUUUCUUUCAUUGCUGCAAGCCCUUCUUCCAUAUGUUAUGGAAACAUCUUUUAAAGCUAAUGGUUAUUCCAUCACAUUUAGUGUUUGUUUACAUAAUGAGAGCUUUCUGCCUAUAAUAGUGAGAGAGACAAAGAGAGACCUUUGAUUCUCCUUUAUUUAACUGUAAAAAUGAGACAUACAGUUCUAGUUAUCCAAAAUAAUCAAAGAGAUAAUCAGUCUGUGACAUUGUAAAAAUGGCUCCAGCAGUAUUAAUGGGUUACAGAAAAUGGGCUCUUCGAGGACCCACUGGCUCGAGACUAUCCCCCAAUCUCAGGAGGUCCACAGGCUCCUCCAAGCCCUUGGCACAGACUUAUGAAAGUCAGUACAGCCAUGAGUGCUCAUGUUGCCAGGCUUCAUAAGAAACCAGUGACGGUCCAGUCUCAUUCCCCCCGUCCUUCUCAACAGACUACAGGCUGGAGCCCUCCAGCAAACCUCGUUAUGAUACAGCGCCCCUUACGUGUCCUUCCUCUCCACAAACCACCCAACAAAGCCUCACUUUAGUCCCAACUGACUUUGGCUGAUGCAGCCCACUCAAAGACUUCCAUGCAGUCUUCCAGGGCCUGUACACCCCCCCCCCCCCGAUCCUGAACCAGCACUGUAAGGUCAUCUGCACAUGCUGUCAAAACUAUGGCCUGUCCGGCCCCAGGAACCAUCACACCCUUCACCCUUGUGCGUAAAAGAUUUAAUAAAGGCUCUAUGGCUGGGGAGUAGAGCUGUCCUGACAAAGGACAGCCCUGUCUUAUGCCCCUCUGCACUUCUACAGGUCUGAGCCCUCCCCCAACCUUAACCAAACAUGAUGCCUGGGAGUACAACAAUUUAACCCAAGAAACAAAACAAUCCCCUAAACCCAAAACCAUUCAACACUUUAGACCAGUAUCUGCGAUUAACCCAGUCAAAUGCCUUACUUAUAGAAUCUAUAGAAAUGAGUCCAAACUCCAGAUCACAUUCCCUUCACAGAUCUAGUGUGCCUUGAAUUAAAAACAGAUUGUCUUGGAUUGAUCACCCAGGGAUACAGUAUGACUGAUCAACGUGUAUUAGACCAGCAAGGUGCUUCUUCUCCCAAAGAGAUCAAUUUCAUGGGGCCGGCAAACUUUCCAAAGUGAGAGAACUGAACUUUUCAGUGGCUUCAUUCUUAAUAAUUGGGGGAACAUUUGAAACUUGUUACCCUCGUAGCUGGUGCUGAAAGUGGAUUUACCUGCACAAAUACCCCUUUAAUCCAGAAACUGCUUGCAAUUAGUUGUGCAACAAAACAACAAACAAAAUUUUUUUCAGAAAAACCACAACCGCCUUGUUCAUUCGUGAUGCCGAAAUAAUAUUUAUCGCCUCCUACCUGCGACGUCUCCACAAAAAACUCCACUAAACUGGUUCAAAAGCACCAAAAAAAUGUUUAAUAUAUACCUCACAAAACAGUCAUAUUAGCUAACCCAGAAUAUUGUUUUAAUAAACUAUACCAAACGAAUUCAGAGAGCCCUCUUCCCUCAGCCACCCUCCACCUCAGAGAGAGCGGGCUAGGGAGGAAGAGAGAGAGAGAGAGGGAGGGAGAGAGAGGCGGGAAUAAGUAGAAGGCAAGAAGGAGAUGUAUGGGCGACACUGAACACAGAUAUUCCAACAAAAAGUUCUCUGCCUGUCCAGCUGGCAAUUGGCCUCAAAAAAAUGGCACCUCCUCCACCACAGAGUUCUCAUGUCGCCCUUUUUUACUAGUCGUAGUUUUUGGAUUACGUCUGGAGAAUACUUUCUGUUGUGUGUUCUGUUGUUUGGGCACAUUGUUGAUCUACGCACUUUGUGGACAGAGCUUUUAUCCACUCGCUGUUUUGGAUUUCCCUCGUUAGAAAUGAGUGACGGGAGGCGAUCCGCCGCCGCGUUGAGCUCGCGAGCGCACGCCUUUUCGGUUGAAGCCCUAAUCGGUACGAACAAAAAGAGGAAACUGCUCGGCUGGGAGGAGAAACGGUUGGAACUGUCCCUAGAAAGCCUCGCGAACAACGGCCAUUUGGGAACCGAGGAGGAUAUGGCGCACUGUCUGGACAUCGACCCAGAUUCUGAGGCGAGCCCGACCUCGGACUGCGAGGGACUGGCGGACGGGACGUCCUGCUCCUUCGGCUCCCCGGCAGACCUGUGUUGCGCCCCCUCGCCUCCCUCCUCUAUGGACGGCAUCCGAAUGGUGCUGCAGUGCGCCGACCUUUGGAAGCGUUUCCAUGACAUCGGCACGGAGAUGAUCAUCACCAAAGCGGGCAGGAGGAUGUUUCCUGCAGUGAGAGUGAAAGUCAUGGGCCUGGACCCCCAUCAGCAGUAUUACAUCGCCAUGGACAUUGUACCUGUGGACAAUAAGAGAUACAGGUAUGUGUAUCACAGCUCUAAAUGGACGGUGGCGGGUAAUGCCGACUCCCCCGCCCCCCCACGCGUGUACCUGCACCCCGACUCACUGGCCUCUGGGGACUCCUGGACCCGGCAGGUGGUCAGCUUCGACAAGCUGAAGCUCACCAACAACGAGCUGGAUGACCAGGGACACAUCAUCCUGCACUCCAUGCAUAAGUACCUUCCCCGCGUGCACGUGAUCAGGAAGGACUGCAGCGGCCAGCUCUCUCCCACUGAACCGGUUCCAGCCGGUCGGGGCGUGUGCUCCUUCACCUUCCCAGAGACCGCCUUCACCACCGUCACCGCCUACCAGAACCAGCAGAUCACACGGCUAAAAAUUGACCGAAACCCGUUUGCCAAAGGUUUCCGAGACUCUGCAAGAAACAGGACGGGUUUGGAGGUGAUGAUGGAGACCUAUGCUCUCUGGAGGUCUCCGGUUCGGACGCUGGGGUUUCAGGACUUCACCGGCACGCCCAAGCAGCAGGGCAGGAGCACUGGCACCUCCCCCACCUCCUCUAGCGCAGGAACGCCGUCCCCCUCUGGCCCCGCCCACCUUCUCUCCCCCGCUGGCCCCGCCCACCUUCUCUCCCCCGCUGGCCCUGCCCACCUCCUCCCCCCCUCCUGCUCCCCACCCACUUUCCACCUCUCCCCCGGCGGCUUUGGUGUCGGCUGCAGGGAGAGCCCUCUGUGUGGCAUGAGCCUAUCGGAGUACUCGGCCUGUGCCCGUGGCCCCGCCCCCAGACUCGGCCACGCCCCUAGCCACGCCCCCGGCCACGCCCUCCCUGGUUACAGCGGCCUGACUGAUGCGUCCUACGCCCAGCGGCAGACAGGGGGCACUGCCCCGCCCCCCAACUCCUACCUGCCCCAGAGGACUUCUUCCCUGGUUGCCACGGCGAUGCAGGCGCCCUGCGUCACCAACAGUGCAGGCUGUAAAAUGGACGCCUGCGGCGGGCAGCUGGGGUCCUACCCCGCCUCACAGCUGCAUUACAUGAUGCAGGCGGGGGGUGGGGCUAACCCCAGCGGCUCCGCCCCCAGCCCCACCCAUGGCCCCUCCCCUGCGGGUCACAUGCUCAGCGCUAGCUGUCCCGCACAGCAGGGUCCGUAUGGAGGGUUCUCCCUGCACAGUCCCUGCAGCCUGUACGGCUACGCUUUCCCUGGCUCCCCCCGAGUCUCCGCCCCCCAGGCCCCGCCCCUCCCGCUGGGUCCUGGCGCUGGAUACGCUGAGAGCCAGUACCUGCCCCGGGGGAUGGACGCGGCCACACACAGGAGCGGUGGCGGUACCGGCGCUGGCCAGCAGGGGGCGAUGAGCAGUGAUGGGCGGCAGUAUGGGACGCCAUCCCACAUGCACAUGGUGUGAGUGCCGAGCCCCCCCACCCCCCGACCCCUCACACCCUCUACCCUGCAUACU
Molecule: messenger RNA, 3832 nt
Organism: Anguilla rostrata (American eel)
Lineage: Eukaryota; Metazoa; Chordata; Actinopteri; Anguilliformes; Anguillidae
Product: T-box transcription factor TBX15-like
Exons: 8
Coding region: 1754-3781 (675 amino acids)
Biological process (GO): regulation of transcription by RNA polymerase II; cell fate specification; positive regulation of DNA-templated transcription
Cellular component (GO): nucleus
Molecular function (GO): DNA-binding transcription factor activity, RNA polymerase II-specific; RNA polymerase II cis-regulatory region sequence-specific DNA binding
Source: RefSeq, a predicted model, not a curated record